This is a messenger RNA of Myripristis murdjan (pinecone soldierfish), 2372 nucleotides long. It is a transcript of the gene krt8, whose product is annotated as keratin 8. Gene Ontology annotation, molecular function: structural constituent of skin epidermis. The record is from RefSeq and is a predicted model, not a curated record. Gene Ontology annotation, biological process: intermediate filament organization; keratinization. Bases 141 to 1721 code for a protein of 526 amino acids. The transcript has 8 exons. Lineage: Eukaryota; Metazoa; Chordata; Actinopteri; Holocentriformes; Holocentridae. Gene Ontology annotation, cellular component: keratin filament.
CUGCUCUGUCUAUCCACUCUAGUCUCUCUCCUCAGCCGGCCUGCCUCUCCACACCUCGCCUCACUUUGCCUGCUGAACCGGUUGGUCUGAUCUCCCCAGACUCAUUACAUCAACUGCAAACGACUACUCCACUUUUCAGAAUGUCACAGAGACAGAGCGUCACUGUCAGGUCCCAGAUCUCCUCCAGCAGAGCGUACCCGAGCUACACCAGUCAGUCUUAUCAUGGACAGCCUGGGGUCCAGCGUAAGAGUGUCAGCACCCGCACCUUUGCAGCCAACAGGGGCAUGGGAAGCUAUGGAGGAGUGGGAACUGGCUUCAUUUCCAGCGCCUCUGCCUUAGGACUUGGCUCAUCCAUGUCUGGAGGAAUGGGUGGAAGCAUGAUGAUGGGUGGCGGAUCUAUGCCUCUCGUCACCGCCGUGACUGUGAACAAGAGUCUGCUGGCCCCCCUGAACCUGGAGAUCGACCCCACCAUCCAGGCUGUCCGCACCCAGGAGAAGGAACAGAUCAAGAGCCUCAACAACCGCUUUGCCUCCUUCAUUGACAAGGUGCGCUUCCUGGAGCAGCAAAACAAAAUGCUGGAGACCAAGUGGAGCCUGCUGCAGGGACAGACCACCACCCGCUCCAACAUUGACAGCAUGUUCGAGGCUUACAUCGCCAACCUGCGCAGACAGCUGGACGGGCUGGGCAAUGACAAGAUGAAGCUGGAGGCCGACCUGCACAACAUGCAGGGCCUGGUGGAGGACUUCAAGAACAAGUAUGAAGAUGAAAUCAACAAGCGCACAGAGUGUGAGAAUGACUUUGUGCUCAUCAAGAAGGAUGUUGACGAGGCCUACAUGAAUAAGGUGGAGCUGGAGGCCAAGCUGGAGAGCCUCACAGAUGAGAUCAACUUCCUCAGGCAGAUCUAUGAGGAGGAACUGCGUGAGCUCCAGAGCCAGAUCAAGGACACCUCAGUCAUUGUGGAGAUGGACAACAGCCGCAACCUGGACAUGGAUGCCAUCGUGGCUGAAGUGCGCGCUCAGUAUGAGGACAUUGCCAACCGCAGCCGUGCCGAGGCUGAGACGUGGUACAAGACCAAGUAUGAGGAGAUGCAGACAUCUGCAACCAGAUAUGGAGAUGACCUGAGGGCCACCAAGUCAGAGAUCGCAGACCUGAACCGCAUGAUCCAGAGACUGACAUCAGAGAUUGAUGCCGUCAAGGGACAGCGUGCCAACCUGGAGGCUCAGAUCGCUGAGGCUGAGGAGCGGGGUGAGAUGGCGGUGAGGGAUGCCAAGGCUCGCAUCAAGGACCUGGAGGAUGCCCUGCAGAGAGCCAAGCAGGACAUGGCCCGCCAGAUCAGAGAGUACCAGGACCUGAUGAACGUCAAGCUGGCAUUGGACAUUGAAAUCGCCACCUACAGGAAACUCCUGGAGGGAGAGGAAGACAGGCUGGCAAACGGCAUCAAGGCCAUCAACAUCUCCCAACAGAGCACAAGCUACGGUGGCUUCCCUAUGGAGUCCGCAAAGAGCAACUAUUCCAGCAGUUACAAUUAUUCCAGUGGAGCUGGUAGCGGCUACAGCAGCUAUGGCAGCGGCACCUACAGUGGCAGCGGCACCUACGGUGGCAGCAGCAGCGGAGGAUAUGGUGGAAUGCAAGUCCAGAACAAGAAGAGCGUCGUUAUCAAGAUGAUCGAGACCAAGGAUGGCAAAGUGGUGUCAGAGUCCUCUGAGGUCGUUGAGGAUUGAGCAGUUCCAUUUAAAGGUUUAGCUACCUGUCUGCUAUGAUCUCCUCCGCCUGUAGUUUUAUACUCACGAUUCACUCCCCCACUAUCCUGUAAUAAACAAAUCCAAAGUUACAUGCUUGCCAGCCACUCUCCAAUAGAAUGUAAAGACGUGUUCUAGAGAAGCAAUAAAUGAUCCUAAUGCUACCAAAGAUCUGAAAGGGACCAAAGAAUCUAUUUUGUCAGUCAUAUUUUGUAUGUCUGAGGUCUGACUGUUUGUUCGUCUGUACUGAAACAGCUGUUUGAAGUUUUUGUAUCACAAAGUGAGAAACAAUUAACGGGCAAAUUGCAACUCUGAAUAAAAGAAAAAAAAGUAACAUUCCCUCCAAAUCUAUGCAACAUCUGUUCCGUACUCGAAGGGCUAUUCCCUUCAAAAGUACAUUGCAAGAAAUGGACAAAGUGGUAUUGUCAAAGGAAUGUGAAUGUACUGAGACAGUGCUUCAGUGUUUAUGGUCAACUAAUGUCUUAAAAAUGCCUGCUACAGUAGGUAGUGCAUGUCUUCCCUGUGUGCGUCCUGUAACUGUAACUGUUGACCCCUUAGGAGACUGCCCACAUCAUACUGUUGUCCUGAGGUGCUGUUUUUGCUACCAAACCCAAUAAAAUGUGUUUACUGAAA